This is a messenger RNA of Dalotia coriaria, 2424 nucleotides long. It is a transcript of the gene Nasp, whose product is annotated as Nuclear autoantigenic sperm protein. The transcript has 5 exons. The record is from RefSeq and is a predicted model, not a curated record. Gene Ontology annotation, molecular function: histone binding. Lineage: Eukaryota; Metazoa; Arthropoda; Insecta; Coleoptera; Staphylinidae. Gene Ontology annotation, biological process: CENP-A containing chromatin assembly; DNA replication-dependent chromatin assembly. Bases 175 to 1371 code for a protein of 398 amino acids. Gene Ontology annotation, cellular component: nucleoplasm.
UUUUGGCGCGCUCCGUUGCAUCCGGUGGAGCUGUACUUGCCGCUCAACGGUUUUUUUCUCCAUGCCGGCGUCGCAUUCGCUUCUCACACCUCGUCACUGCUGGAUAGCCUUCCAUCACCCACUGGCCCCGACGCAUCCAUUUCGCAAGGAAAACAUAAAAUACUCAACGCAAAGAUGACUGAAAAUGUUAAAGAUUUGAUCUGCCAGGCUACACGAGCGUACUGGUUGCAUGACUACAAGGAGGCGGUCAAGUUGCUUGCCCAUGUGAGCGAGUUGCUUGUUAAGGAGCACGGGGAUGAUAAGUAUGACGGACUUGGGAACGUCUACUUGUACUACGGUAAAACCCUCUUGGAAUUGGUGCGCGAGGCCGGGGAUCCACUAGGUGAAGUUGUCCCAAGAGAGGUUGGCGUGGCGGUGGAAGGUGACGACGACGGUGCUGAAGAUGAAGAAGAAGAUGGGGAUGAUGGUGAGGAUGACGGCGAAAGCGAUGAUGAUGAAGAUGCCGAGGGAGGGAAGAACGAAGAGGGUGAGGCAGGUUCACAGGACACCGAAGUUAAUUCCACUGAUAUUUCCAUGAAUGGCGAAGCUGCCUCCUCCCAGGAAGGCGUUAAAGACUCCGAAGGAGUUGCAAAACCCGAAACCGCCGAGGAUUCUGGUGAAGAUGAAAAACCUGAAACCGCCGAAGAUUCAGCUGAAGAUGAAGAAGAAGAGGUCGAAGCAAAUGGGGAGGAUGGUGACAAGGAAGAUGAAGAACCUUCAGAUCUUCAACUUGCCUGGGAGGUGCUCGAAUUGGCCAAACAGAUUUUCCAAAAGCGUGGUGAUAGCGGUAAGGAGGACUACGCCGAUUGUCUCAUUACCCUUGGUGAAGUUUCCAUGGAAAAUGAAAACUUCGAGUCUGCGAUUGCGGAUAUCCGAGCAGGUCUGGAGAUCCAGAAGGAGAUUUACACCGAAGGCAAAGACAUGCGCAAACUGGCGCAUUCCCACUACAUGUUGGGCAUGGCUCUUUGCGCCGACUGUAAGAGCGCCGAAAGUAUGACUUCCUACGAGACUACACUACGCAUAAUGAAGGAACGCCUUGCUCUCCUGGAGGCUAUCGAGAAGCCAGGCGCGUCCGACGAGCAGGAAAUCACCGAGAUUAAAUCGCUUAUCCCCGAGGUGGAGGAAAAGAUCACGGAUCUACAGAAUUAUAUCGAAGAGUGUGCCAAGCGGAUGGAACAGCCGGAGGUGGCGGACGACGAAAAGCCACAGCCCAGCUCGCCUGAAAAGAAGGCGACUGACAUUUCGCACCUCGUCAAGAGAAAGCGCGACGACGAUGGCGACGGCGACAGGAAGAGCAGCGCCAUCAAGAAACCAGCACCCGCUGCUCCUUAACGCGCAGAUCAUACUCACACAAUCUGCGGUCGUUGCCUUUUGUAACACUGAAUUUCAUAUUUUCACUUACAAUAUUCCAUUCAUCGCGUGCUAGUGCGCAAUGUGAAUCGGAGCGGAGAAGACUGAUCCAUCUAAUUUAUUUUAAUUAGUUAAGACGAACGGCCGAUAAGAGUUUCCGGUGCGUUUCUGGGCAAGUGUUACCGAUGGUCAGUUUUGGUCUCGUUUGAUUAAUGUUAAUAUUUGCAUAUUGUUCAAAUACUUGUUAAGUGGCAUACAGUUUGUAUUCCCUGUAAUUUAAAUAUAUAAUAUCCUCUUUGGUGUAUUAAAUUUCAUAGGAAUAUUGUUUACGCCAUGUUUGCAACCAUGUUUCUGUCUCAUAUUUUCAUAUUCCAAUACUUGGUAGGUGGCAUGGUUUGAAUACCCCAUAAUUUAAAUGACAGGAAUAUUGUUUAUUACAUGUUUGCAACAGUGUUUCUGACUACAUACUUAGUAACGUGCACAUGCGCAAAUUAUUCCUUAACCGGAAACGGCGCCAUUUUAAUUUUUGGUGGGGACCGUAAUUUGGGUAUAAAUUUCAGCUCCUGCGCUGCAGGAAACAUUCGCAUUUACGAACAGCGCGCCGUUUUUCUGUAAUCACUAAACCGAAUCAAUCAAAAUGCCGUGCGGAGGAUGUGGUUGCAGAAGCGCUUCAGCGAAGAAGUCAAGCAGUAAAAUUCCCGUCAAAUCAAGCUGUAGAAUGCCCGUCAGAAAGACGUGUUGUCAGAGGUCUACCGGCCAAUCAUCCAGAUGUCAAAGACGUACGGCAUGCUAUGAUGAUACUACCUCUUCCAGCGAUUCUUCGGAUUGCACUUCCGAUAGCUCUGACUAGUAAGACGUCUGCAGCUGUUGAAACUGGGAUUUUAUAAGAUAAUUGCAAGUUUUAAAAAAAUAACCGUCAAUUUAAAUUAAUAACAAAAAAAGGAACUGUUUGGUAUUUUUAGUGUGAUAACAUGUUUGUAUUUUUUAUGUUUUAUGUUGUUUAUUUUUCUGGAAAAAAUUUACUGAUGAAUGAAA